Messenger RNA from Physcomitrium patens, 948 nucleotides. RefSeq lists its product as uncharacterized. The record is from RefSeq and is a predicted model, not a curated record. Gene Ontology annotation, molecular function: fatty acid binding. NCBI's taxonomy places the organism in Eukaryota, Viridiplantae, Streptophyta, Bryopsida, Funariales, Funariaceae. Gene Ontology annotation, biological process: systemic acquired resistance.
AUUAAUCCAACAUCCUGGUGCAGGUACGGAAAUGACCAACGUAUCAGAUGCACUUUCACCUGCAAGUAGCGGAUCAUCAUCAAGCUAGAAAUUGCCCAUACGAACUCCAAUUCUCGCCUCCUAUUCCAGCAUAUUAUCACCAGCUUUCAUACUUGCACAACUCAUCUCUUCGUUUCAUUGAUUUUUCUUCAGCCUCUUGUCAUAGUUGCUGCAUCACAAGUAUCAAGAUGGCUAAAGUUUUUGGAAGCGUUGCCGUUGCAGUGGGAGUGUUGCUGGUCCUAGCAGCAGUGGUACAGGGCCAGGGUGCCUGCAAUGCCGCGACCUUACAACCAUGCCUUGCGGCCUCCAAGGGAACUGCUGCCCCAACCACGCAAUGUUGCGCGGCUGUUAAGAACGUCGGGGGUGCAGCUGGUGGUCCUCAGUGCUUGUGCAGCUUGACCACCAGCGCUCUUGCCAGGGCCAAUGGCGUGAAUCCCGAUGCUGCCAUGGCUAUUCCGCAAAAGUGUGGCCUUGCCGUUCCCAAGGGCUUCACGUGCAACAACAAGCCAGUUCCUGGCUCCUAGACAAACAGACCUCCUCAUGGCGCUGCCAGCAAUGGUGUGCUGUGACAUACCGAGAGAAGCGAAUGUUUCACGAUGGUGAUUGUCGAAGCAGCAGUGAAUGUGCCACACGUUGAUCAUACAGAUCUGUAAUGACUCCUGUGAUCGAGUAGUAGUAAUUAGGCUGUAUGUUCGAGUAAAUAAGUUACUUCCAAAGUACCGCAACUACACGACCACUAGCUGGCACUGGCUGAUUCGCCGCCAGUGUAAACUUUGGAUUUGUUCAUGUAAGUGAGAAUGGACUAUUUCCUUAUCAGUUUUCUUGCCGUGAGGGAUGUGAAUCGGCUGAAUGUUACAGCUUGAAGAUUGGCAGGUGAUGUCAAUGUCUCGCUCUCCUUUUGUGGUGUUG